This is a messenger RNA of Symbiodinium necroappetens, 501 nucleotides long. The record is from the annotation of a GenBank genome assembly. Lineage: Eukaryota; Dinophyceae; Suessiales; Symbiodiniaceae.
AUGAAGAAUCUCCUUGGCGGGAAAGGUGCAAACCUUGCAGAGAUGGCGGCAAUUGGCCUUCCUGUUCCCCCGGGUUUCACGCUGACCACGGAGAUCUGCACCUACUUCUACGAGCAUGGCUGUACCUACCCGAAGGAGUUGAAGACUCAGGUCGAGCAGGCCUUGGCCUUGGUGGAGUCGCGCACGGGCCGUAAGUUCGGAGAUGCCACGAACCCUCUGUUGGUCUCUGUGCGCUCCGGGGCCCGGGCCUCAAUGCCGGGAAUGAUGGACACGGUGCUCAACCUUGGCCUCAACGACGUCACGGUGGAAAGCCUUGCGAAGCAGUCGGGGGACCGCCGCUUCGCCUUCGACAGCUACCGUCGGUUCGUGCAAAUGUAUUCUGAUGUGGUGCUGAACAUAGAACUCAGCCACUUCGAGAAACUGCUGGACCGGGCGAAGGAGAAGCGCGGCGUGCGGCUCGACAAUGAGCUGUUGACAGAGGACCUAGAAAACCUCACCAAG